Messenger RNA from Penicillium subrubescens, 1236 nucleotides. Its product is annotated as calcium-dependent phosphotriesterase. The transcript has a single exon. The record is from RefSeq and is a predicted model, not a curated record. NCBI's taxonomy places the organism in Eukaryota, Fungi, Ascomycota, Eurotiomycetes, Eurotiales, Aspergillaceae. The coding region runs from base 1 to 1236 and encodes 411 amino acids.
AUGGCGCGGGUCAACGGGACAUCAAAUCAUGGCAACCGCCGGUUGUUGUCAUUAGCGACCGCAGUACUUAUCAGCGCUAUCGCAUACCGUAUUUACCUCCAUGACACUUUCGCCCUGAUAUUCGGCUUUGGCCGGGUGAUUCAGCCUAUUGAGGACUUCCCUUGGGACUGCAAGCGCAUUCAACACCCACUUCUCGAAGGGUGCGAAGAUAUUUGGCUAGACCACAACAACCGAAAGCUAUACGGUGCAUGCACCAGCCUUACCUCUCGAACGGGAUGGAAUCCGAGCGGGAGCUUGUUUAAUGUUUCCGCGAGGUCGCGGACAGACCACAUUUCUGUGCUGAAUAUCGACGAGCCAGGUCCUGAUGGAUUAUACGGGCUGCACCAACUAAAGACCGAUUAUCUUGGAGACCUCGACCUGCAUGGCUUUGAUGUUAGUCGCGUCGGUGAUCGACAGCGGUUUUGGCUCAUCAACCAUCGACCCCCUGUGGAUCCAGCCACGGGAGAACCGCUUGAUCCCCGCAAAGUGGGCGCAAACUCCACGGUGGAAAUAUUCAAUCUUGAUGCACCAUCGAAUACUUUAGUACACGUUAAGACUAUCGCUAGCGAGGCGAUUAUCUCCCCUAAUAACAUUGCGGUCGAUAAUGAUGGAGUUGGUUUUUUGGUGACGAAUGACCACGAGGAGAAGGCUGGAAUGUUUCGCGAUCGCGUCAUAUUUUUUGGAGGCGGAAGCUUGACCUACUGUCGGUCGGAUACUGGCAGAUGUGAGAUGGCCACCAAUGAAGGCUGCUCGUUCCCUAAUGGUGUCGUACGUGGGCGAGAUGGGCUGUUUUAUGUCUCCCAUUCGGCAUCGGGCGUGAUUACUGUCCAUGAAAACUCCGACGAUGGCUUUGUUGAAGUUGACAAGAUUCCUCUGGAUGUUCCCCUUGAUAAUAUUACCGUCGACAAGGAAGGAAACAUAGUGGUUGCUGCUAUUCCGCAUUCAGUGGGCUUUAUGCAAGCUGCCGAUGACCCAUAUAACCGAGUUGCAGCGGCAAGCGUCUUCAUGGUCAGGAAGCGAGACCAGAAACAUGCGGGCUUGGGAGAGAAUAACUAUGAGGUCAUCAAAGUUAUUGAAGAUAGAGAUGGCAAGUUCCUUCCUACAACAACGGUGGCAGUGCAUGAUGUCCAAACCAAUCGGUUGUUUUUGGCGGGAGGAUUUUCCCCAUUCCUCAGCAUUUGUCAAAGGGGCAGUUGA